AAUCCACUUGAACUUUAUACUUUCUUUUCUUGCCAUCAUCUUGAAGCCAAUACGGAGUAUUAUGCUGUACGAUCCAACUGGAAAGGCUUAACGCUUAAACACCUACAACCACCAAGCACCGCCACCACAACCAUGUCGCGCCUUCUCCCAUCUUUCACACGCCGCAUCGCGCGCCCUUCAAUCCACUCCAUAUCCCGCCGCGCCUACGCCACGAACCCCUUCGGCCGCGGUCCCUCGCCCCCUCGUCUACCGUCCGAGGAGCAAGCCGAGUUCGAGCGUCUGCAGCGCUCCGCCAACACCCAGGAGCCGCUUGACCCCGUCUCGAAUCUGCCGCUCCGCAAGGGCGCGCCGCCCGAGUUCGAGGGCGAGGUGAAUCCCAAGACGGGCGAGGUGGGCGGACCCAAGAAUGAGCCCCUGCGGUGGGGACACUCGGGCGAUUGGAGUUACAACGGGCGGGUCACGGAUUUCUGA
Molecule: messenger RNA, 471 nt
Organism: Truncatella angustata
Lineage: Eukaryota; Fungi; Ascomycota; Sordariomycetes; Amphisphaeriales; Sporocadaceae
Exons: 2
Coding region: 133-471 (112 amino acids)
Biological process (GO): mitochondrial respiratory chain complex II assembly
Cellular component (GO): mitochondrion
Source: RefSeq, a predicted model, not a curated record